AUGCUAGUUUUGCCGGCGAUUUCGUCGGGAAACAGCAUGCAGAGCCCUAAAUUGCCCGCUGCAAUCUUCGAUUUGCAGCUAUUGGGGGAAAUCGACCUUCGCAUUCGAGGCAUCAGCUGUGUCUAUCAUUCGAGGCAUCAGCUCAGUGCUCACCAUCUGCAGUCUGGUGAACAGAGUCUCCCUCAGUCCCUCUCCAGAUUACAGAUGGAUGGUGCUACUGAAAAUUGUGCUUUGAAUGCGAAUGAUCCUACUGUGCCUUCUAAUCAAAACGGUAAUGGUAAUGGUAAUGGUAAUGGUAAUGGUAAUGGUAAUGGCAAUGUUAAUGGUAAUGGUUCUGGGAAUGAUGCUAAUGGUUCUGGGAAUGUUGAUAAUGGUUCUGGGAAUGAUGCUAAUGGUUCUGGGAAUGAAAAUGUUGAAAUAAUUCUGGCUGAAGAUCGUAAAUUGACUUCUGAUGUCUGGUCACAUUUUGUGAGGAAAGUUGUCCUCGAUUACCUUGGAUAA
Molecule: messenger RNA, 501 nt
Organism: Linum tenue
Lineage: Eukaryota; Viridiplantae; Streptophyta; Magnoliopsida; Malpighiales; Linaceae
Source: the annotation of a GenBank genome assembly